This is a messenger RNA of Capsaspora owczarzaki ATCC 30864, 2273 nucleotides long. RefSeq lists its product as hypothetical. The coding region runs from base 116 to 2113 and encodes 665 amino acids. NCBI's taxonomy places the organism in Eukaryota, Filasterea, Ministeriida, Capsasporidae. The record is from RefSeq and is a predicted model, not a curated record. The transcript has 6 exons.
CAAACGUUGUACUUGAAAAUCCUGGCUUGUCUUCAGUCAUUUGUCUGGUGGUGGUGGUGGUGUGGCGUUAGCUGUGGAUAAUUCCUAAAAGAUUGACGCUUCUCGGCUGGCAACGAUGAGCUCGCCGCCGUCCCGAUUGCCGCCUUCACUGGCGCCCGUCGCGCGUGAGGCCCUCGAGCACGCCCACCAUUCGUCUGGCUUGCAUGCGGCGUCCCAUCACCCGACUGCUCGCGACCGGCCUGCUCCUGCUUCUGCUGCUGAACCGGUCACCAAACACUCGAGCUCGCCAGCAGCCAGUCUCUCGCGUGCCGUGGUCGAAAGCCAACACGCGCUGCAUCACCAACAACAGCAACAACACACACCAUCCUCGAGCAGCCAGAAUCAGACCCCGGCGCGAACGGAGGCGAGACGACCGUCACAGUCACACGAAGUGAUGACCCACCUCGCCCACCCAGCGAAUGCCGCGAGCAGCGGACCAAAUCCUCACCGCUCAGGCAGUCUAGCACCACCACAGUCAAAGAGCACUCAUGCUAGUUCGUGGGCGGCCCGGAAGGACGAGCCAAACGAGCCAUCCGCUGAGCGCGUCGCCGUUUCCAAGUCCGCCAUGGCCGUCAUGGAAAGCUUCAAUCGGUUUUUGGCCGACGCCAAGCCGCCGUCGCCGUCACCGUCGUCGUCGCCCCUCUCGCAUUCGCUGCGUGCGGGCGGGUCACGGUCUUCAACCGCAUCAGUGCAGAGACCCCUACAACAGGGGCCUUUCAGUCGUGGGAAAGAUCAGGGCUAUCCACCCGGCUACCAAAUCGAGCUCGCGUCGCGGCUAGACUUUGCGCAACGGCACGCUGAUCAGAUCAAGACAUUUAAAAAGCUGUCGUACGUCGUGUCUUCGGUGCUUCCGCCGCCAGCACGAGCCUCUCUGCCUGGACAGCGCGCCCAGCACAAUCCGGAUGCCAAAAUGGAUUUCCGACUUGCACCGUGUCCGACGUGCACGCAACCCACCGCCAUCCAUGACUUUUACUGUCCAUCUUGUGUGAAAGAGCGAAUUGCGGUUCUCGAAUCACGGACAGAAACUGUUCGAAGGGAGGUGGAUGGGAUGCUCGAUCAAAUUGAUGAACACAGCGAGGCGCUGCUGCGGAGAUGGAACAACCGGCAAGCAACGCGACUUCAACGGGCUCGAAACGAGAUGCUGCUCAAGCAGAAGGCCUGGCUUGAAGCACAAGUCAAAGACACCAAAGGGAAAUGCCUUCGGUUGCAAAAGAGUACACAACAAAAGAGAGCCAUGUUGGCAGCGGCUCGAGCACGGUUUGCUGCCUUGCAGGCCGACACGAGCCCGUGCAAUCGCCAGUCGUAUUGCUUCUCAACCGUUCAAGAGUUGCUGAUGGCUGUGCAACGGCACCCCAAACCCGAGGCGGCUCGCCAAAAGCGGCUCGACCUUCUCGCACACUUGCAGAAUGAGGCGAGAACCAAACUGCAAAAAUUGGUCAACGACCGAAUGCUCCUCUUCCCUGUCUUUCCGACGAGCGAAAUACACUGCUCCAUUCAAAAGGUUGAGCUGCCGAACGACGGCGUUUAUCGAAAUUUGCCUCCGGAGGAGCUGGGCGGAGCUCUCAGCUUUGUGCUCGACGCUAUUCGAUUUUGUGCGUUCGAACUCGACACUCCACUCCCUGCCUACUUUAAACCCUUACCCACCACACCGGAUGGGCAUCGCAUGGUCCAUAUCGAGAGGCGGUACUCCAUAUCAUGCGAGACUACGUGGAGUCGAUCGCAGGACCUAGAGAAGCUUGACUUGAUCAAUCGCCAAAUAGCCAUCCUCUGUUUCGCGCAAGGGAUUCGUGUCACUGACGACGCUUUGCGGCGAACAUUGCCCAAUUUGAUUCGGCUGCUCAGCUCUCUGGCUCGGGCCGAGCCAAGUCGCUGGGAUCAAAUCAAAUUCUCGCAUGAUCCACCAACGCCGCGAGAGAACGAGGUGAACCAUGACGACCAAGAAAACGAGUGGGAGCACAUUGAUCGUCGCGAGACGUAUUUCGAUCAGGCAAUGACGAAAGAGGACGUCGACAACAUGGAUGAGUGGACAAUCACCAAUUUGCGCGACGACGACGCGGAUGGGUUGGCUGUUUGAAGUUGAGUCAACCAUCAUCAGUCGAGCCCUAUCAACCGACGCAAGCCUGCUCAAGGACAUCAAGGUGCAGCGAUUGUGGCUUGCACACACCUUGGAGUUCUGUUGUUGGUUUGUGUUAUCGUUUUCUUUUUCGCAGAAUACAUGACUGUACAGUUGGCCA